AUGCUUUCUUUUCAUGAACGAUCGGCGCGAACAGCGCCACAAGACAAGCCCGAUGUAGUCCUUGCGAAGGGCGUGAGCGGCUCAGAGCACUGCAUUGACUGCCGCCAUGACUCGUACAGCGUGGCUGACGUUGGUGCCAUGCCUUGGGGCGAUGAGGAGUAUGCCAUGUGGAUUCUUCCUGCGGUGCAGAGCCGAGAGCAGGCAUUUGGUAUGCAGACAGAUCCACAGACAUGGCGUGAGCCUGAUUGGAGUGGAACUCCUCUUUCCACCAUUCUCCCCACGAACGCCCCGCUUCAGGAGCCAGCUCCCUUAUCUGUCGAUGGAAGGCGGUCACGUUUGACGGCCCCUCGUGCUCAAAGUAGUGACGACGCGACUGAGGAAGUGCGGGCUCGGACGAGGUUGGAGCGCCGCCGGGCUCAAAAUCGUGUGUCGCAGCAGGCAUUCCGUGCGCGCAAAGAAAGGCACAUCAAGGAGCUUGAAAGACGGCUCCAGGCAUUAACAGCCGAGCACGAAGCAUUGCUCAAGAACUUUACCCGCAGACAGGAUGAGAUUAAUGGAUUAAACACAAUGAUUGCGGACCUUCGUGUGGACAUAGAUAUCCUCUCGGGUACUCAGACAGAUUCUGAAGAUAGAGCCCCGUUCAAUCUGGAAUAG
Molecule: messenger RNA, 654 nt
Organism: Cladophialophora psammophila CBS 110553
Lineage: Eukaryota; Fungi; Ascomycota; Eurotiomycetes; Chaetothyriales; Herpotrichiellaceae
Exons: 3
Coding region: 1-654 (217 amino acids)
Cellular component (GO): RNA polymerase II transcription regulator complex
Molecular function (GO): DNA-binding transcription activator activity, RNA polymerase II-specific; transcription cis-regulatory region binding
Source: RefSeq, a predicted model, not a curated record